ACGAAAAAUGGCGGACUGUCUUGCAGAUUUUGAAAGUGUAUAAAGUGCUUCUUUAAUUUGACGCUUCCAUGGCUGACGGAUUUGGUGCAAUUACGUGGUGGGGAUUUAGCCCAGCUCUUGAUCUGCAGGACAGAUAUCAGUCUUUAGCUUCCAAGAUUAAAAAUUUGAACAUCUCAGAGUCAAAUGGUGCCAAAAAACGAGGAAAAUGUAAUAUCCUUCUGAUAGGAGCAGGUGAUUGUCGACACAUUCUAAAGACCAUUGCACAUACCUACAGACAUGAGAGGAGAGAACUUUGUAUCUGUGUUGUUGAGAAUAAUCUUGAGAUUUAUGCAAGACAUCUUUUGCUUUUGUCCAUUGCACUGGAACCAAAAGAAAGACUUGGCUUGCAAGAAAAGACAGAGUUGUUUCUUGAGCUGUUUGGGAACAGUCUUGUGAGACCACAAGCCAGUGAGUACUUGCAGCAAAAGUCAUCUGAAUUUAUCAGGAUGGUCACGGAUUCUGAUUACCUUGAAGCUCACCUUCCAGUGUUCAACUUUUCACAGCUGAAGUUUAAAGAAAGAGAUCAGCUGGAGAGCAUAUUUAAAUUCUGGAGAAAUUCAGAUCCCAAAAUAUUUGACAUCUGCAGACACUGGGAUGAGAGGUUGAGGCAGUACCUCGCUGUUCGCUAUGACUCUAGGGAGAAUAUUUAUGACUGGGACUACAGUAUGAAAUUGUCCAAAAAGGCAUCAAUUAUCAAUAGUCGUGAGUACAAGAGUUGGCGGGAACAGGGCGUAGCGUUUGAGUUACGAAGUGACUCCACUUAUGAAGUUACCAACAGGACUUUGGCUUCUGGUAUCAUCAUUAAAAAGGAUGGAGAGAGAGUUGCUCGCAGAGGUUACUGGGGAGACAUAAUCAACAGUCCAUAUUUAGCUUUUGGUACUGAAAGUGAAGAGGAAUUUCUUUUUCAAACGUCGAAUGGACAGCAUGUUAGAACAGCAACAAACGUCUCUGAAUACAACAUCACGGCUCUCAUGCAUGAAAUAUUAACAGGAGAAAAAUAUAUCCCGCCAAAAAUUGAGGAUGAAAAGGAAAGAAAGAAAGAGAUGGCUACUUUACAGGAAAUUAGGGAAGAAGAGAUUGAAUCGGAUCAAAUGGGAAAUACGAAAGACGGAGAUACGCCAAAAGAAACUGUACAUGCGACGCAAGGGUACAUGGAGUGUCCUGAUGUCAAAGUCACUUUUCUGCCGCUGAAUUGUGUUCCGGAUCUCUCUAAGAAAAGCAAAUACAACAAGCUAUUUGACGUCAUUUAUUUUUCAAACAGUAUGGUACACUUACUGACACCCGAGGUGAAAGAAAUUUUUUCUGACGAAGCUGUUAUUAUCGCUGAAACAACUAAGUUCAUGUUGGAUCUUAAACCGGAACAAAUGCAGGAAUACAUGAAAAAGAUAACUUCAAUGGCUGUGAGUGCUGGAUGCAAGGCGGUAGACCACGCUGAUGGAGAAAAAGACGCUCACGCCUUCUUCACUUUUCAAAGAUAACCUUCACCGACUGAAGUCUUCUUGAUUUAGAGACUUACCUAACUGGGCUCACGUUACACAGCAUACUUUUUGUAAUAUUUGUUACGGCCUCCGGCUAGAGCUCUGAACGGGUCUGGCACUGAUAACCUCAUUUUUAGCGCUAGACCUCCACCACACCUCUUCCCGAGACCCUCACGCGUCUCAGAUCUUCCUGCUGGCGGAGAAACGCAUGUCCUGCAGCACGCAGGCUUGUUUUAAAGAGACUUGGGGCCAGAGGCCCACUGACUGCGUGAAACAGUGGUUUGGGUUAUACCUCGUGUAAAUAACUGGCCCUUAGUGUUUCUGCUGUGAUACCGGAUAUUUCUAUUUAUUUUGCGGACAAGAACUGUAAUAAAAUUGGUAGAGUGUUUAGUUUUUUCCCGCAUGCAAAUUUUGCUGGAUCAUAGUUUAAAGAAGGAUGAUAUUCCGCUGUCAAGUAGAAUUGCAACUAGUCAAUAAGAUCUUAAUAGUAUACUUUGUUCGCUACUUUAAACAUGGCACUCUCGCAGAAAGCGAAAUUCACGAGUCGAUUGAAAAAGAUUUCCAGCCCGGGUAAAAAAGGGUCUCGACUCGAGAAUCUUUCGACCUCUUGUGUCCAUUGUAUGUUCCCGCGCAUUUGCAAUAAACUGUUUUAUUGUG
Molecule: messenger RNA, 2174 nt
Organism: Pocillopora verrucosa
Lineage: Eukaryota; Metazoa; Cnidaria; Anthozoa; Scleractinia; Pocilloporidae
Product: dynein axonemal assembly factor 3
Biological process (GO): motile cilium assembly; axonemal dynein complex assembly
Source: RefSeq, a predicted model, not a curated record